AUGUACGAGACUGUACCGUAUUGCUUCCAGAUAUCUGAGGAGAUAAUUCGGACUCCUAACAAAACGGCAUUUACCGCCUCUGAGGCUGAAAUCGGAGCGCGGCCUAGCAAGGAUUGGCGGACUGACUUGCUCUCGCUGCCUUUCGCUCGGAUUCGCAAGUUUCACGUAUCCAUCUUUGUCUCCCGACUCGGGUUCAGCGACCUGCUCGGACAUCGAGAGGAAGAAGAGCUUAGUCUCUACAACGUUCGCGAUAACGUUCAGAGACUUGUCGGCAUUCUCAAGGAAGUUCCUUUCAUCAAGGAGCUGAGGGUGAGAGCUUCUCUGCUCAAUAUUGAGUGGUUAGACCCAGAAAGCAUUACUGCAGCCGAAUUCCUGCUUAACCCCUUCAUGUGCUUGCGUAAUAUAUGCCGCCCCAGCCUCGAUAACAUUCAAGUCGGGGUGGUUAGUGAAUCUGACCGCCUGGAUGCUUACUUCAUUGGGACCAAGCGUACUGGAACCUGUUACACCCCGGAAGUUGACUUUGUAGCCCCUCACGAUAUUCUCACCGGCUCGUCAGGCUACUACGAGCCGGUGGCAGAUCUCUCUGGGGUCAAGGUUCUGAGGUUCAGAGAGCACGCAAUUUCGAGUAAAGACUACAAACCUGGAGAGGAGGACGAAACUUUCGCAACCUACGUGUCGAAGUGGGAGAAGCUGUUGGCGAGCGACGACCCUGCGCCGCCAGUGCCACCGCUUGCGCAAACAUACGAAGACGUCAAAGACCUGCUCUGGGAUCUGAGAAAACUUGGAGUACCACGGCGGGGGGAGUCGGAAGAACAGUUCGACCGCAUUUGGAACUAUCAGCCACCAGGACGGCUGCCUAACAUUUUGACACGGCUUCUGCACCGAGCGAGGGUUGCACGAGAGGCGGACGGGAAGGACGAUAUGGCUGAAAUCCAACAGGAGAUGCAUACUCUUUGGGCGGAGUUUGUUGCAGAACAGGAUGCGAGUCGACGCAAGGUCAACGAUCGCUUUGUACGAAUGGCUCUGCCUCCAGCCGGCCAGUGUUCGGUUGUCCCGGAACUGCCCCAAAAGAGCGUCCCAGGAGAGCCCAGCAGGCUGUUUCCGCCGUUGAUAGAGCCCCCUCAUUACAAUUCGCAAGGCGAAUCCAUAUCGUUUAUCGGCAUGCCAUAUGGCAGCAAACCGAGAGCCCGGCUGGUGACCCCCGCUGUGGUGGAUGCAAUGGAAGAAAUGAUAACUAGACGCGAUGAAAUCGACAGUUAG
Molecule: messenger RNA, 1260 nt
Organism: Coniosporium apollinis CBS 100218
Lineage: Eukaryota; Fungi; Ascomycota; Dothideomycetes
Exons: 3
Coding region: 1-1260 (419 amino acids)
Source: RefSeq, a predicted model, not a curated record